GUUGGAACCAAGUAUCACUAAGUUCCAAGCCUUUGCUUAAAAAUUAAAGGCGCUUAAAAAAAUAUGUCAUCUUAUAUGGCAAUUGUUAAUCGAUCAUGUGGCAGUAACGAGGAACUUAGUAAGGCGUACUAUGAGGUGUGAUAACUAUUGCCCAAAAUGUGGUGACUAAAAUAAAUCUGUAACUCAUGCCAAUUUUGAAUGCCCGCCAGCUCUACAAGUUUGGUCACUAUCAUCAACUCCAACAAGUUCUGAUGUUUUUUCAGUACCAAGCGUCUACACAAAUAUAGAUUACAUGUUCUGGAUUACCUCAUUGGUUCACCAUGAAUUCAUUCGACACCCCCACAUUGUGAUUGAUUUGCCAUUCCCCACACAUGUUUUGAAGCCCUAAGCUAAGAGUUCUUUACCAACUUGUAUGCUUCUCCAACCAUAAGAUGGUUUUAAUUAAUCCUAUUUUGGCUGAUAGAAAAUCAUUAUUUUUUGAAAUAUUUGCUCGUAAACUGAUGUAUCUUGGUAUUUACUAAUUAUUUAUAUAUAUUGUUUUUAGUGAUUUUUUUCGGUUUUUAGUCUUUUAUCUAUGUUUUCAGAUACUAUAGGUGUAGGUAGAUAUAAGAGUUUAACUUAAACAAUAAAAAGAUAAUACAUAGAUAUAGAUAUAAAUGUCUACUUAUGUUAAUGAUUUUCUUUUCUUGUAUAAUAAUAUUACAUUUUCUUAUCAAACCGUUUUAGCGGUGAAUAAUAUUUAUUUAAAUUAAACCAAUUUUAAAUAAAAAACAGAUAAAUGUACUACUUUUAUAUAAUUUAUCAUAUUUAACGCAUAUGGUAAUUUUAUUUUAAUAUAAUAUAGACUAUAAUUAUAAAAUUUAUAAGAGCAGCAUAUAAUAUUUUUAUAAUAAAUUUUUAAUUAACAUUAAUUUAUAUUAUUAUUAUAUUACAUAUUACAAAAUUAAUUAAUACAAUAGUUUAUUAAAAACAAUUUGAAAAUUUUAAUAAGAUUUUUGUUAGAUUUUCUCAACAGAUUAUGUUAUAAUUAAAAAUAUUAUUCAUAUCUAUUUAUUAAUGUAAAUAAUUAAUAAUAAUGAAAUGGUCAUACUAUGACUUUUGUACAAUAUAAUUUUUUAGUGACUCUAUAUUUUUUUUGGAAUUAAAAUGACUCUAUUUUCAUAAAAUAUAUUUUAAUAAAAUAGAUUAAUAAAUAUGUGACUCAUAUAAGACAUAAUUAAUGUUUAACAAUUAUAUUUUCAUUUCAUAAAUCAUAUCUAAAAUUUUACAGCUGCAAAAAUUACAUAACAUAAAUUUAACAGCAAAAAAAAUUAAAAUCACAGCUUCAACCAAUCAAGUCAAAACUCUUCAAUUUUAGAGAGAUCUAACAGCAGUUUUGCUUCUUCUUUUUUUUUUCAAAAAUGGAAAUUCAUAAUUUCAAAUGUGAAAUAAGAAAGACCUUUGUUGACAAAAAAAGAAAAAAGAAAUAAGAAACACCUUUUACAAAAGAUUGAGAGAAAUUUUCACUCUUGUUUUUUUUGGGGGUCAAACUCUUGUUUAUAUAUAUACUAGAUACAGACCCGCGCUGUGCGCGGAUAUUGUUUUUGUAAAUUUUUAUUAGAAUUAUUCAUAUUAGUCAUGGGCAUUUGGUUUAUGGUUUCGGUUCCAUGGUUCGAUUUUAGAGAUCCAUUCGGAUUUUUAGAAAAUUUGAUUUUGUUCCGGUUCUUUUUUUUUUGUUUUCAGUUUGGAUAACAAAAUUCAAAAUCAGCUAAUAUCCGAGAUAAUUUUAGAUUCUAUUUGGUUCCGGUAAUGUUCCAUUUUUCUGUUAAUUUGAUUUAAAAAUCAUAAAAUUCGGGUAUUUUAUAUUAUUAAAUAUCAGUUUUUUUGGUUUUCGGAUAAAAAAAAUUGGAUAAUUCAGUGACGUUUAUAUUUUGAUAAAAAUAUUCUGGUGAUUCAGAUUUUUGUGUAUUUUGUUUUUAAAUAAUAUUUUUAAAUUAUUUGAGAUUAGAUUAUUUCAUUUUGAGUUUUUAUUUAUAAUAUACUUCUUCUUUACCAUUUACGUUUUUUGGAGAACUCCUUAUAAUUUAAUUUUGUUUUGUUGUUAAGACUUGUCAUGAAUAUAUGCACACAUUUGGUUGUUUUUCUUUUCUUUUUAAUUUAAUCAAACAAAUAUAAACACCUUUGGGCCAUAUGAUCAACUUGAUAGACGUAAUAGACCCAUUAAUUUGGAAGGAAUUAAAUUUUUAGUCUAAUGAAAUUGGUCCAUUAGUUACAGAAGAUCAAGAAAAACAAAAUAAAGCCCAAAGUUAUUUUUUUCCGGGAAGGUGAACAACUUUAACGUGUCGGAAAAAAAAACUUAACAACUUUACUUUCUUGGUCUUCUCUGUCGGUGAUAUCGUCCUCGUAAUCGUCUUCUCGAUAACAACAAACAAAAUUUGUUGAAUCUACCCCCGUUUGCUGAUGAGAAAUUCAAAAUCGUUCACUCUAUCAUCUUCACAAUCGAUCUACUGUCAUUAAGGUAGGAUUGUUUUUGUCUGUAUACUAUCAUAUUAAACGAUCAGGGUUAUAAAACCUCCAAAUCGGAUUGGUAUCUUGAUCUGAUGGAUCUUUAUACUCUAUUUGUAGAUCGAGCAUGACUAUGACCUUUCAAGGCAUGACUAUAGAAAAUAUGAGGCGAAGGAAGAUGUUUUAUAGUGAUUUGGUUAUAAAAUAAGGUUUAAUGGUAUUGAUAAAAAAUAUUGUGAAUUCAAAAACAAAAAGAGAUCUAUAGCAUAUUCCGAUUUUCAUAUUUUUUAGGAGCUGUUAAAGGUAGUUUAGAUAUUCAGUUUUUGUUUGCAAGUCACGUUAGAUUAAUGUAUUGUGAAGAUAUUCUGAAUUCCAAAAAUGAAAUAUAUUUAUAGCAUAUUCCGGUUUUCAUAUUUUAUAGGAUUUUUUUGCAAGACACGUUAGUUUAGAUUUGAUAAAAUCUCCCUAUUGAUGUGGUUAGAGUAUUUUAGUUUACGAUUUAUAAUCUAAAAAUAUCUGAAUAAAACCGUUGAUAUGACUGGAAGUGUUUAAUUCAAAUUUUGGUUUUAAUAGAUCAAACUAAACAUAUGUAAUAUAAACAGUGACCAUGAUCAAAACUCUAUAUGAGAGUAGCUUGUAUGCAAUGUAUAUUGUUGUUUUAAAUUUUUUUUUCACCUAUUGGAAUGUUCUGUACGUUGAAAGAUGAACCAAAUAACUCAUAAUCUGACAUUAAAGUUAUUAUAUCUAAUAAUAUAUCGUGCAAGUUUGGAUGGUUUUGUACGAUAGAGUUUGGUUUAAUUAAAGUCAACGGGUUAUGUUAUUUAUUUAACAUAUCAUUUAAUUUCGGAAGGGCUUAGUAUAUUAGAUGUUGGUCUAGUUAAAGUGAACCAGUUAUGUUAUUUAAUCAGCGUGUAUAUAGUUAUUAUGAUAACAAAUUUAUACGGGUCCAAUAUAUAAGGUAGUCUAGUAAGGAAACUGAAAGAGUCCAAAAUUUAAAAUGAACUUUCUUAGGUAGAUAAAAAAAUAGGACUCUGUUUUAAUAGAUUAGACUAGAUCUCGAUCCGCGCAACCGCGCGGGUGUUUAUUUUCAUUUAUUUUUAUAGAAAUAGUUUAUUUUUAAUUCUACAUUGGUAUAUAUUAGUAUAAUAUAUAUGAGGUAUGUCUAUCACUUGUUAAAACAUAAUAAUUUUAUUGUAUAUUUUUUUUUAUUGAAUUGGUUGUUUUCAUAUCAUGUUUUUGGCUUGGAAAAGAUUGAUAAUUAUUUAAUUCCUAUAAUGUAGUAGACAUAUUAUUUAGUUCUUAUAAUCUAGAAAGUGAGUUAUUUAGAUCUAUAAUAAUGAUAAGAUUAUAAAUUAAAUGUAACAUGAUUUUUUAGUAAUAGGUCCAUUAGGUCCAUUUUUUAAAAAAUCACACAUGAGUCAAAGUUGUGACUUCUCUUUUAAUAUAUAAGAUAUAUAUGUAGGGAUACAUUAUUUCUCUUGUAAAAGCUCUUCUCCUUUCAGUUCGUCAAUGGAGCCCGCCGUGGACAGAAAGGCUGGAAUUCCUGAAGUGAUCGAUAAGAAAAACAAAGGGAAUUCUAUACUAAACUAUCAGCCUUGGUGGUUUCCGAAUUUUAGCAGCAAGAGAACCUCAGCUCGAGCUAAUUUUAAAAGAUUUGACAGUGUUCAGCACUUCUCAGAUCAUCACUAUGUUUUGAAGGGGAAUGCUUCAAAGCAGCACUCAAGGACUUGGGCGAAAAAGAUUCAAGCAGAUUGGAAGAUUCUUGAGAAGGAUUUGCCAGAGACAAUAUUUGUGAGAGCCUGUGAAUCAAGAAUGGAUCUUAUGAGAGCUGUAAUUAUUGGAGCUGAAGGGACUCCUUACCAUGACGGUCUUUUCUUUUUUGAUAUUCACUUCCCUGAUACCUAUCCUUCAGUGCCUCCAAUGGUUCAUUACCAUUCUGGUGGGCUUACAAUCAACCCUAAUCUAUACAACUCUGGUCAUGUAUGCCUGAGUCUUCUCGGUACCUGGUUUGGUAAUACGAGGGAGAACUGGCUCCCAAAGGAGUCCACAAUGUUACAGCUUCUUGUCUCAAUCCAAGGACUCAUCUUGAAUCGAAAACCGUACUAUAACGAACCUUUCGUUGGGUGGACCAAGUGGACUCCAUUAGGCGAGCCUUUUUCCAAAGGUUACAGUGAGAACGUAUUCAUAUUGUCGUUACGAACAAUGGUUUACAUCAUGAGGAAGCCACCAAAUCACUUUGAAGAGUUUGUUCGUAGCCAUUACUUCGUAAGGGCUAGCGAUAUAGUGAAAGCAGCCAAUGCUUAUAUAGACGGUGCUCCUGUUGGUUCCAUAGUUAAAGGUACUAGCCAGGGCGGGUCCAUGAAGUUUAGAACCGAAGUGGCUGUCUUUAUGAAGACAGUUGUGGAUGAGUUCGUUAAACUAGGAGUCAAGGAGCUUCAAGAUAAACUGAAGCCACCACCUGUGAUUCAUACUAACACAUCGAGGCUGUGUUUUAUAUUUAGCAUGCUAUGUUUAUUGUUUAUUUUGUUGGUGGGUGGUUCAUGGUAG
Brassica rapa (field mustard) is the source of this 5031-nucleotide messenger RNA. Its product is annotated as putative ubiquitin-conjugating enzyme E2 38. Gene Ontology annotation, molecular function: ubiquitin conjugating enzyme activity. The record is from RefSeq and is a predicted model, not a curated record. NCBI's taxonomy places the organism in Eukaryota, Viridiplantae, Streptophyta, Magnoliopsida, Brassicales, Brassicaceae.